AUCCUUAAAUUCUAUUCGACCACGUUUACGGUUCUUUCUCUUCUUUUAGAUAGGCUUGAUUUCCCCCUUAAUAAUCUAAGUAUCCAACAAAUAUGAGUGGUGGAGGGGCGAUGAGAGCGGCGGCGGUGGCGAAGGCAGCCGGAAUCACUGUUGCCAACAGUGGCUUUCGGGGAAUCGCGUCGGAGCAUCCUGUAUCUUCUGCCGCUCGCAAGGUUGUCCGCCCGGUCUCCGUUUCCGGGAUUUCGUCUUCUUCGGACCACCUGAAGUCGAGUGCUGUUUCAGCUUCACAAAGCACUGCGGUGGAUGGAGCACCCGUGCAGUGGCCAUGCCGGGAGCUCGAUGGCUGGGAAUUUGCCGGCGGGGACGAGGAGGAGAUGGUCGCCGCUGGUGAGCCGCUCCCGAGACUCAUCUUUGGUGGCGCCCCUUCUCUCCAGGAGGCCAAAGAGGCCACUUUCGAUCUCAAAGACGCCCUUCACAAGGUGUAUAAUAUGAGCACACCUCCCAGUGACUGUGGAAGUACCAAUGGUGCUGCUCAAGUGAAUAAUGACCACUCCCCACCAUCGAACUCCUCUAGUGAAAACGCCAUCGCUCAUGGGGCACCAAAACAUGCCAUUCGGGCAUUUAAGUUCCUCUAUGAAAAUGCUGCUGCCCAGACUGUUGUUGCUUCAAUUGCUUCUGAUCCAAACGUUUGGAACGCAGUUUUGGCAAACCCAGAGCUCCAGGAAUUCCUCGUGUCACAGAAAACCAGUGCUUAUGUCCUCGAUGGUGAGUACAGCGUGGAGGAAUCCAUUGCAGAGACUGAUUUCUUACGUUAUUCAUCACCGAGGAAUGAUGACUUGACAUCAGAAGACGGGUCCCCUAAACCCGGGAAUGGUUUUACAGAUUUCUUGCAGAAUAUUAAAGUGGCAGUUCUUGAUAUGAUGAACUGCUUAUCCGAUUUCUUCCAAAAUCUCUUCGGAGGUCACAAAGUAUUUGCAGAUGCUGAUGGAAGUGCCAAAACAAGCGUGGUGGAUAGAGCCUUGGGUGCGUCGUUUAUGGGAUUGGCAAUCAUGGCGAUAAUGGUGGUUGUGCUGAAACGAGCUUGAUCAUAUUCUGCAAGAAUUCGUCGAAGCUACAAUAUAUGUAUAUAUUAUAGACUUAUAGUUCAAUUUGGUUACUAAAUUUCUUUUGGAAUGAACAAUGGAGCAUGUACUAUAAUAUAAGACCAGAAUAAAGAAAUUCAUGAAAACUAUAAUAAAAUUGUACAUUUUCUCCC
This is a messenger RNA of Ipomoea nil (Japanese morning glory), 1255 nucleotides long. RefSeq lists its product as uncharacterized. The transcript is spliced from 4 exons. Bases 93 to 1085 code for a protein of 330 amino acids. Lineage: Eukaryota; Viridiplantae; Streptophyta; Magnoliopsida; Solanales; Convolvulaceae. The record is from RefSeq and is a predicted model, not a curated record.